Molecule: messenger RNA, 3992 nt
Organism: Neocloeon triangulifer
Lineage: Eukaryota; Metazoa; Arthropoda; Insecta; Ephemeroptera; Baetidae
Product: transcription factor E2F3-like
Exons: 8
Coding region: 494-1708 (404 amino acids)
Biological process (GO): regulation of transcription by RNA polymerase II
Cellular component (GO): RNA polymerase II transcription regulator complex
Molecular function (GO): protein dimerization activity; DNA-binding transcription factor activity, RNA polymerase II-specific; RNA polymerase II cis-regulatory region sequence-specific DNA binding
Source: RefSeq, a predicted model, not a curated record
GCCAAGCGUUGCCGCUAAUCGGUCUGGACGCGGCCAUUGAGCAAAUCUGUCAACCGAUCCGAGUCGCUGCUGUGGCAAUUAAUCGAGAGCCGCGGUCCUGCACCCCGCACGAUUGAUUGUUUCUCAAGGCGGAGGGAGCAACAAACGGUCGUGAGAUCACACAUUGAGGUCGCAGGGAUCGCGCGGAGGAAAAGAGAAGAAAAUCCGCGAGUGUGUGCGCGGAGGUGGCGAGAUCAUCGGUGUUCCCCUUCCGCGAGCCGCCGCGACUUGCACACACCGAGCGAGCAACAAACGAAGUGGCCGCCGCACCGAGAGCGCGUUUAGAGGCGAAUCGGCGACUCCGCACCCGCGCCAUGAGUGCGAAACGCGCGUGAACGUGUUGGGCAGACACGCCGGCCGACGCAGGGCCGACCUAGCGAGGGCUCGAGCUGACUUUCGGCGAGAAAUGUCCGGCCAGACGUUGAGGUAGCAGAGUGAGCUCGUGUGCCGAGCAAUGCCCCGCGGAUCCGGUGGAGUGAGCCGAGCCCUGGGACACGGGGCCAGUCCCCUGUCUGUGGUGACGGUGGCCGCGGCCAGCCCGUCCACCUCGGCCUCGACCAUCAAGUACUUCAGCCCCUCGUACGUCCUCGACCACGAGUACGGCCAGACGCCCCAAAACCAGAUCAUGCGCCAAUCCAGUCGCUCCACGGUGCCUCCGGCCAGGACGGACGCUCGAGGCACCCUCGACAUAGAGCAAGUGAAACGGAGACUGGUGCUCGAAGGCACUCCGUCGCCGUCGUCAGAUGCGAGCUUCAAAGCCCCGAAGGCGAAAAAGCCGCGCAAUACUCCCAGUACCUCUGCGUCUUCUACGCCCAGUCCCAAACCCCGUCCUGAGAAAACGAGAUAUGACACGUCUCUGGGGCUGCUGACGAAAAAGUUUUUGAACCUGCUGCAGACCUCGCCGGACGGUGUCAUCGACCUGAACAAGGCCUCGGAGCAUUUGAGUGUUCAAAAGAGACGCAUUUACGACAUAACAAACGUGCUCGAGGGAAUAGGAAUCCUCGAGAAAAAGUCAAAAAACAACAUUCAGUGGAGAGGGGGAUGUGAUACUGGCGACCCCGCGCAGGGCUCAGCCCCGUACCUGCAGGCAGAACUGAUAGCCAUGGAGCAAAAGGAACUGGAACUCGAUUCUCUAAUCGAGAAAGCUAAAACUGAACUGUUGGUACUCAGCGAGGACACGAGGUUAGCGUACGUGACGUACCAGGAUCUGCGUAAUUUAGUCGGACUGCAGUCCCAGACGGUGUUGGCGAUCAAAGCGCCGCCUGAGGCCGAGCUGAACGUGCCAGAGGUGUCGCAGGGUCCAUUACAAAUGUAUCUGCGCUCGGAAACGGGUGAAAUCGAAGUGUUCUUAUUACCUGACGAGAAGAGUGAAAACAAGAAAUCAAACAUCAUCGAGGCGGCGGCCGCCGGCAGUAGUUUAGAGUCGUUCAUGGAGCCAAGUACAAGCAGUUCGGGCAACUACGUUGAGCCCAUGUUGUCCGACUCGGACAAAUACAUCCCCAUGGGCCUGAGCAACGAGGACCAGUCUUCAGACGCCUGCACUCUGGAGUCCUCGAUGCUGAGCUCCGACCUGUUCAUACCUUUCGAUCCACCAAUGCCUAGUUCAGACUACAGUUUCAGCAUGGAUCACAAUGAAGGCCUCUCGGACCUUUUCGACUUUGCUCUUUAGCACACUGCCAGGCAGAGAAUGAGGUUCACCAGUUCCAUGCAAUAGAGUUCUGUCAUUCGGCGCGGUUGUUUUUGCAAAAAGCUCGAACACUUUUACUCAUUUUACUACGUACGACAUUUGGUGCUCAGAAUCACAAAAUUUUUAAAUGACACACACACAACAAGAGAUAUGAUUUUUAAACAAGAAACUACUCCCAGAGGAGUUAAUUGCGAAUCUCGCCACUUCGGUUUUUCGAGGCGGCCGAGUGAGCGAUUCCUCGACGGAAAAGUGUUUUCUCUGCCUACCUUAGGUGCCUAAGUAGUGGGUUUAUUUCCCCCAUUUAAUUUUGGCAAGCCAUACAAAGCCCUGCCACAUCUAUUAAGAUGAUUGCAAUAAAGAUAAUGUACAUAGUUUGGAAUUGAUUACUACAUAAAUAUCUAUUAUCACUUGAUUUUGUAUGUUAAAGUAAGCAAAUCAUCUUAAUGGCGCACCUUUCAAAAAAGGUGCAAAAAUACAAAACGAUUUUUAACGGAGUGUUUGGGUCAUUUAAUGGUAGCGUGAAAUAGUUUACAAUUUAAUUAACAUACCUCCUUAACCACUUUUGUUAUUGUUUCUUAAUUUCUCUAGGGUUUUCACCAUUUUAACGUGUUUGAUUUGUGUACAUUUUUUCCCCACAUUGGUAGAGAUGUGUUCUAGAUUUCGAAAGCUUAACUGAAUUGGAAACAAAAGGAAAUUGCGACAAAAUUGUUUACCGUUAUUACAAUCAAGUGCCUGAGGAAACGAUUAUUUGUAACAAUUGAAUACUAAUCGACGCAGCUUUAAAUUAAACAAAUUGAGCUGGUUAAAAAAGAAACUGCCGAAAUUCAAAAGUGGGUUUGGACGAUUCAAUACCAAAGUUAUAAGAAUUAAGAUUCAUACAAAUGUGUUACAGCUGAAUAUUGGAUCAGUAGACAAGUGUGAUCAAUUUGAAUUUAACCCACUGGUGGAAAGCGUGGAGGAUAAUUUGGCUGAGGAGUUCAUUUUUAUUUUUAAAUGACACGCAUUUCAGUUUGUUUCCAUUGAUUUGGUGUACAGACUGAUUUGAUUCGACACAACUUGCAUUACAAGUGCACCAAAAUAAUAUGUGAGGAAUGAGGAACUUGUUAAUCAUUUUAACAGAAUUGAUUUUAAAUCAAAGUCUUGGUUUGUGAGAAUAUUCUCUGUCUGUAAAUUUUAUUACAACCACUUCAAAAUUUCCACUUUCUGUAAAUUGACAUGAACAAAAAACCAAUCUCCAAAUUCAAAACUUCCUCUCUCUACAACCAUAAUAGUUGAUUUCUUAUUCCAAAGAGAAUAUUUAUUGAAAUAUUAUUAUUUAUUGCGCCUGCAAAACAUGUUUGUCUUUUUUAAUAGAAAAAAUUCUACUUAUUAUAUGAUUUGUUAAUUUUAAAUUAUUAACUCCUCGUAGACUGAUCUUUUGAAAGAGAAAGAUGAAAGGAUAAUUUGUGUUGACUUAUUAUUUAUUUCUUCUUGUCAAUUAUGAUCUUGGUUUGAAAACUUUCGUCACCAGUGUAAAUUUCUUCUCAACCUGUAUUUGUUUAUAAUCUGAUUGGCCGAAAUACUGUUGAAAAUAUGUGUACAUCAGGUAUCAUUACCACAUAAUUUUCUUGUAGAAAAUUAAUUAAAAAAGCCCUCAAUUAGUGGGAGCGGUGAGUGUUGAAAUUUAGAAAGUAGGAUUUUUACAAGCGUACAAAUAACUAAUCCAACACACAUUCGAGAAUGAAAUUGCAUCUUGAACAAAAGAGCGCGAGUUGCCCUUUUCAAUUCUCAUAACUACUCUGCGUCUAUCAAUGCGGGCAGCACGCGCGUCUCUCAUUCAGAGUUUUAAUUUCCUUGCAAGCUGUCUUGAGUCGUCUAUCAUAAAAUGCGACAUAUCAAAAGGCAAUAUAGGAGAACAGCUUUGUCUCUUCAGCAGUGCAGUAAAAGUCAGUCAGUAAAAUGGUCUGCGCAACUUUCUGGCCGUCCUUUCAAAGACCUUUUACAAUUCAAUGCCGAUCAGAUCUCUCGUGAUUUCACCUGGUGUAUUGUAUGUAUGUGUCAAUGAAACUAAAAGAAUCGUAUUAUAUGAGGUGCGUUGCGUUGGGAUGCGAAAAAAGAAAUUCAAGUACUAACAUAUAUAAAUUUAUACUGCAAGAAACCACUCGACGAAUAGAGAGAGAGAGACAAUUGUUCAUUGUGUAGGAGUAAACUCUAGACUUAGGUGACGAAUUAUGUGCAAAUGAUGGAGCCAUUGUCUUACACAAAAAUAAUUAAAAAUCGCGUAAAA